CACAUAAAGGCCUGUAGUGUUCUCCAAAUUUCUAGUAACACAUCCACAUCCAUAAUCAGGGAGGCUGUCUCUAAAUAGAGUAGGAACGCCUCAUGCUAAAAUGUAUUUCAUUUUCUCCCUUCCAGAUCUUCCCUCGUGGCCAUGAAGGUACUCAUCUGCCAAGACCUCAGCGUCCUGGAGCUGCCUUUGGACGAGUGAACUAACCCUUCUGACCAUCUACAUUAAUUUGCCUUUGCUUGCUUCUACCACACACACACACACACACUCACACACACACGCCCAUCCACCUCCACCACCAUCAGGAGACAAUGGACAGCCAUCCGAAACUGUCUGGGGAGACCCUCAUUGUUCACCACAUCCCUCUGGUGCACUGCCAGGUGUCCGGAGGCCGGCAGUGCUGCGGCUCACUGAAGAGGGGGAACCCCUUCAGCCCCCCCGAGAACCUGGGCCUGAGCCGCACCACGUCCUUGCCGGAGCGCGACGUCCUGCAGCACGAGCCACUGGUCUACAGCAGCCUGAUCCAGACCUCCGGCAGCAGCCUGAGCUCCAGUGACACGGGGCCAGGGGAGGGAGGGAAGGACUGGAGGCAGGAAGGAGGAGGGGGACAAGGAGGUGAAGGAAGAGCAGGAGGAGGAGGAGAGGGUAGUGGUGGGAGUAUGACCAGUGAUGCUUCUUUCACGUCAAGCAACUCUGAGGACCCGCCUACCAUCCGGUACGAGGGCUCUGGCUUCAAGCACAGGGACAGGGGCAACCACUUGCGCCACAACCCCUUCCUCCUGAACAGGGAGGAGGAAGAGGAGGAGGAGGAUGACGAUGGGGACAACCUGAACGGCUACCUAGAGGAUUCGUCCUUCCACCUGCAUGGUAGCACCAAUGAUGCACUUAACAAUGAGACAGGGGUGUCUUCCUUCCACCUUCAUGAGGUUGACUACCACCCUGAGCCUUUCCUGUUGCACGGCAACCAGGGCAAGCCUUGGUACUCCUCUGGAGGCCCCAGGAGGCUGACCCAGAGCAGUGAUGGGUGCCAGGGAGGGAGCAUCGAGCUCACCUCUGGCCUGGACAGUCUGGGUCUCCGCAGAUUGGGCAGCCAGCGUCGCCACGGCAGCAGCGGCUCUACCCUGUCCAUGGACUGCGGGGAGCACGAGUGGGGAGAGGAUGAUGAAGACGAGGAGGAGGAGGACGAAGAUCAGCCCAUGAGGAGCGGGCGCGGGAGCCAGGGCGGCAGCUCCAGUGGGUGCAGCUCAGCCCAGCGGUGCUCCUGCUGCAGUCUCUGCCAGCCCUACCCGGAGCCCUUCACCGAGGCCUUCCCUGACUGUCCGCUGGGCUACGGCAGCGACUCCUCCUGCAACAGCUCAGACGGUGUGCUGGUGAACUUCAGCACCAUCUACAACAAGAUGAACAACGUGGUGCCCGCCACCAAAGCCCACCCGAACCUCAACAGCUCCACAGAGCAGUCCUGCACCUCCUCGGUGCCGGAGCCGCCGGGUGGAAUUUGUGUCCGGGCAGAGUGCACCCGUGGCAGUGGGGCCUUCUACCUGGAUCUCCACACCUCACCCACAGAUCCCCCUGAAGCAGCCCAUGUGGGGAGCGCCCCUGCCCCCCUAGACCCGGCCAAGUCCACCUCAUCCUGUAGCUGCCUCACCCUGUCCCAGCAGCAGGACACCAUGGAGCUGGAUGCCAACUGCAACUCCUACAACCACCUCCACCACCAUGGCGGCGAGGAUGCUCAGUCUGCGGAGGCCUUUGCUGGUGAUGGCACCACCCAGCACCAGAGCGAAGCCAGGCUGGUGGUGGCGGCCACUCAGAACUACUACAAGUUGGUUAACUGUGACCUUUCCUCACAGUCGUCUCCCAGCCCUGCCGGCUCCUCUAUCACGAGCUGCUCGGAUGAGCACAGCAAAGGCAGCCCUACCCAGCCCUCUGAGUAUUACCUCUUCAGGCGGCAUGAGGAGGAGGAUGGAGAGGAGGAUGGAGAGGAGGAGGGAGAGGAUGAGUUCAGUCUGUCCCAGGGGGAGUCUGAGGAGAAGAAGCAGCAGAAGCUGGGUACAUCAGCCUCCGACCAAAACAUCAUCGAGGGGCAGGUGCACGUAAACAUCUCGCCCCCCCUCGGUCACCUGGCAGGUGGGGCCCAGGGACGCCCACGCUCCCGAAGCUACGACCGCAACCUAGACAAGUCGCCGACGUCUCGCCUGGGCUCCCUGGAGCGCAUGCUCAGCUGCCCCGUGCGUCUGAGCGAAGGCGCCGCGCUCAGCCCUGCCCCUCCGCCCCGUGUCACCUCGUUUGCCGAGAUCGCACGCAACAAGAGGAGGACCGUACCUUGCCUGAGGACGGGGACAGAGGCCUCCACAGCGCACUCCACCCACUCCCAGUCUUCGGGUGAAUUCUCACCCAUUCUGGGUCAAAGCCACAGCCUGCCGCCCCUCACCCACUGCUGCAGCCAGGGCACUUCCCCACCUGGCCAUCGGGGCGGCACACUGAGGGAGUCCCCUGGAGCAGCAGGGCGAGAGCCUCGCACCAAAGCUGAAGGAGGUUUGUCCUCCUCCACAGACGGCUCCCCUGUGGUGAUGCGCUACAGCAAGGAUCAGAGGCCGACCACGCUGCCCAUCCAGCCCUUCACCUUCCAGCACCAGUUCCAGAAGUCCCAGAAGCCCCUGCUGCCGCUGAUCAGCGGGUACGUCAGCCACAUGCAUGCGCGUGGCGCCGCUGCUCCCCCGGAGGGCGGUGAGGACGAGCCGCGCGAAGAGCGCAAGCACCCCCGGUACCAGCCCCUGGCCGAGGCGCCCACCUCUGUCAGGCCCUCCCCGCUUGGAAGCUACUCGCCUGUGCGGCUGCAGGGAGCCCCCAGCGUCAGCAGCUGCUCCACCUGCAGCCCCAGCCCCGAGCCUGGUGGUGCUGCUGUUGGCCGGAGCAGGCCCCCACGCAGCCUCUCCUGCCCCAUCUCUGCCAGCCUGCUGCCUACCACCCUCAGCCACAGUCCCCCCGGCGGUGCUGCAGACACCCAUGCCAAACUUACACCCUUACCAACUACCCCUCCCCCACCACCCGUGGCGAAGAAGAGCCCAGUGCCCGCAGGCUCUCUGCACGACCGGCCGGGUGUCUGCCUCCAUCGCACCAACCUGCCUCCCCUGCCGGCUCUGCCCUCUCUGCCCAACUCUGGCAUUGGCACGCUGGAGUCCCUGGAGAGGAAUCAGCAUGAGGGCGUCAAGAAUAUCAUGCCAGGAUUUGGAGCUGCCCGCCCAGCCAAUGCGCACCACCUCUCCCCCCAGGCGCUGAAGUGGAGGGAGUAUCGCCGUCAGAAUCCCCUGGGGUUGGAGAGGGGGCCGUCCGGCACACCCGCCCCCCUGGCCGGCAGCCUAGACACCAGGAGGGGGUGCGGCGGCGGCGGUCGCCUGACCCGCCGAAAUGUCUUUGAUUUCCCCCCAGCCGCUCACACCCUGAGCCGACUAAAUGCUCACUCGAUGAGGCACUUCCAGCAGUGCUACAGCGACUUCCUCCCUGAUUACUUCUCUCAGACGGAACGCCCUCCUGAAGAGUUCUGUCUGUCUCCAGACGCGUCUUCUGACGAGUCUUCCAUCUCUAUAGACCUUCUGCAAAAGAGAGGUCUGGUGAAGGCUGUUAACACUGCAGUAGAUCUUAUUGUGGCACAUUUCGGAACAAGCCGGGACCCAGGAGUGAAGGCCAAACUGGGGAACAGCUCCGUCAGCCCUAACGUUGGACACCUGAUCCUGAAGUACCUGUGUCCAGCCAUCCGAGAGAUUCUCCAGGACGGACUGAGAUCCUACAUGCUGGACCUGAUCAUCGGGCAGUGCCGGAACCAGCCGUGGAGUGUGGUGGAGGCCUCAACCCAGCUGGGACCCUCCACGCGACUGCUGCACAUCCUCUUCACCAAAGUCAGCCAGUACUCGGAGCUCACCAGUCACAGCAUGAGGCUCAAUGCAUUCAUCUUUGGCCUUCUGAACUUGAGAUCUCUGGAAUUCUGGUUAGAUCAUAUCUAUACUCACGAAGAUGUUGUGGCAGCCCACUACCACCCGUGGGGUUUCCUGCCCCUUUCGCAGGGCAUGUGUCAGUCCCUGUUCGAGGAGCUCCUGCUCCUCCUGCAGCCGCUGUCCCUGCUGCCCUUUGACCUGGACCUCCUGUUCGAGCCGCACCUCCUGCAGAAGGGCCAGGAGCACCUCCGCCGCAAGGAGCAGCUGUGCUCCUCCGGCCAGGGCCUCGACCAGUCGGCUCGCUCCACCUUCCAGCUGAUGCAAGGAAGAGGUGUGACAGGGCCAGAGCCAAUCAGCGAGGAGGAGGCAGGGACGGAGGCGGGGCAUCCCAGGGAGGGGCUGCGACCGAGAACGAGGGGCGGUGCACCAAAGAGAUGCUCAUCGGAACCCCGGCGCCUGGGAGCGGCAAGCCAGGAGCCAGCAGCGGCUAAACCGGCGGCUAAUGACGACAUGGAUCUUUGGAGAUGCAGAGAAGCAAGCCGGAGAGGGGGGGCAAGACACGGGGAGCGGGUGAAGGGAGUCGGGGGAGAGUGGCCAGGGGCAGACCCCUCCUCGCAGGCGGCAGCGGUGGCACUGGUUGGCGCGACCGACGGGUCCAGACAGAAAAGCAGGCAGGCGGGCUGGUGGUAUCAGCUCAUGCAGAGCUCACAGGUCUACAUCGACAACUCCACGGAGGGCUCCAAGUUUGUCAAGUGGGAGAAGAGGAAGAAGUCCAGCGGGGACGGCCGCAGACAGAGCCACCCGCCGCCCCGAGAGGGGGUAGUGGAGGGGGCUGAGGCCAAUCAGGGGCCGGAGGAAGGGCGUAGAAAGGGCAACAGGAGUAGCAGCAGCAGCAGCAACAGCAACAGCAGUGGCAGCAGCAGCCAGUCCACGUGUACUUCCACCGCCUCCAGCAGAGCGACCAAAGCCAAGUCUACAUGGAUGGGCACUCCGCCCGAGUCGGUGUUAUUCGAGUUGAAGAAGAGUCAGCAGGAGGAGCCGGAGGUGCCGCAGGCCCCGGCCGCCCCCCCAGCGGGAGCAGCAGAGGAGAGCCCAGCCCAGGGGAUGCGCUGGGGGAGGCUGUUUGGAGCCGGGGCCACCACGAGGACAGAGAGGGCAGAGCAGAGAGCCACCAGGUGUCCAAAGAACAGACUGCCAUCUGGUUGGCUCAGUUUGGUGGCCCAGACGGUUGGUACAGCGAGACAAGCAGACGCUCCGGCAGACCGGCCCUCUGCGUCUCACGGUGAAAAACGCUCUGCAACGCAGCAAGCACAAGCACAAGCACCAUCUGUGGAACAGAAAGCUUCAUGUGAGGUGCGGGCUCUCUGCCAUCAUGUGGCGUCUGAGCCCGGUCACCUGAGCUUCUGCAAGGGUGAUGUGAUGCAGGUCCUGAGCCGGGCCGACUCCGACUGGCUAGUGUGCUCCCUGGGGGAGACCCGGGGCCUGGUGCCCAUCAUCUACGUCACCCUGAGGGACGAGAGCCAGAGCCAGGGGCCACAGCUGACUCACUGAGGCUCUAUGGCUAUGGCUGUGGGCUGAUGUGGAUGAGGACCAUGGAGAGGAAAGGAUGGGGCAUCCAUACACACACACACACACACGCAGACACGGACACAGACACACUGGAGUGCUACAGAGGGGAAGAAAAGUGUGCGCUCACUAUGGUCGAAGCACCAUUGCUGUUAUGGGAAAAUACACGCAUGUACACACACAGGCAUACACACAAACUCAAACACACACACACACACACACGCAUGCACAUACACAAACACAAACACCAACCCAUGAACACACACAGUAUUGAAUUAUGUAUAACAUACACUUACUGACCAGAGAGGAAGCAUUGGUCUGUGGUUCAUCUGUGGAUGUGCGAUGCGAGGCCAAGCACAUUUCACAAAGGACAUUUACAUUGGUGUCAUGCUUUGUCAUGCCAUGCUGCGUGUAAAAAAAAAAAAAAACGUCCCUUGCUUUGCCACUUCCCUGGUGUGCCACCGUCUGAAAUCUGACAACAGUCAACUCAUCAUUAACCAGGACUUACUGCAGUAAGAAGUGCAGAACAUUGAGGGUGCAUAGCGACGCAUCCGUCGUGAGGUGUAAAAUAGAGACUUUUGAUUGAGUGUAUAGAUUGACUGUGGAACCCUGUUUGGGGUGAAAGAAAGCCUUCAAGUUAUUAUGGACUGUAUAUUUGAUUGAACUCAACUCUAAAAAUGUAGAUGCAUAACAUUUUGUGACUGUCAAAGUGUCUGUGCAUUGAUGUCUCUCAGAGGAUUUAGCCACAUCACUGGGUCUCCCUCCAUGCAUGCCAGAGCCAUGAAGGGAUUAACAGCCAAGCUGGGAUAAAAACUACCGUUGAUGGGCAAUGUUGACAUUAUUUCAGUUGAGCUAUUUGAAAGUGCUAGGCUAGUUCUGGUGAGUACAUCGGUUAUGAGUCAGGCCGUGAGAAAAAACACACACAUACAUGGACAUUAUGUCAUUUUCAUCAUACAAAAACAAGGUAGCAAACAGACCACACCUCCUCUGCCUUAAGACGACCGGACUCCCCUACCUUAUUCAUUUGUGGUCCCCAUGGCAACAUUUCUUUUCGGCAGACUGGAGAAGAGCCCUCAUUGGACAGAUGGAUACAAGCCCCUCCUCAUACUCCCACUGCCACCUCAUCUAAGGGUGACUGUCGUGUGGAGCGUUGUAUCCGUGGAUACGGUGUAGAUUUUUUUUAAUGCAUGUGAUCCGACGCCAACAUUGUUUCCCUGAUGCUUGUACCCGUCUUGCACCCCUCAGACUCACGGCACCACAACAUGGAGAGAGUAGAGAUGGAAGACAUUCGGUCAUUAAUGACGGAACUGCUAAAACAGAGAAGCUUUGCUAGCGUAGAAAGCAGUAUUUGUUUAUUGUUAUUGGAUAUGACGGUUUUGUUGUUUUACUAUUUAUUUGACCUGGCGAGAUGUUCGUGAAACGCUCUGUGUGAGGAAGCUGCACUUGACCACACCUCUCGAUGUCGACGGAAGCCAGCAGCUCUGGUGAUGGUCAGAGUGUCUGGACCUUGCCAAUGUCAAGCACAUUUUAUUUUAUUACAACCAGUCACAUUCGCCAUUUCAUCCAAAAGGAUGUUGUUUCUUUAUUUUCAUUGCAGUGGUAGAAGAAAUAGUCCAUGUAUAGUCCAUAGUAUGAGUAUCAUGCUUGUGACAGUGGGUCUGUACCAAUGACUGGACUUUUUACAGUCAUAGUUCUGUACAGUAUAUGGAUCCAGUUGGUGGCUAAAGUGGCUAAAUGGUGGCUAAAUGAACAUUGAGAGAUUAUGAGAGAUUUAUUUUUUGUAGUUCUGUUUGUUUGUUACCCUGCUUUUAUGUUGCCACCGCACCCUGAGAAUGAACAGAGAGAGAAACAGAGAUUAUGAGUGGACAAGUGCCAGUAGGGAAGAUGUAUGCCACAUUUAAGUGGUGCUUCAUUGAGCAUUUAUGAUCCAUUUUUAAAUAUGUACAUUGACUUGAUUGCAUUGAGUGGCCUUAGAUAUGGAAUGUGUCUCUAUUUCUGAUGAAACAGGAAGAAUGGUUUGUCACAACUUAGUGAUUCAUGGGGUGGAGUUCAGUCGUUCUGCAGACAAGAAGCUCGACCAGAUGCUAAGCUAAUAUAAGUAUAUAUACUAAUAUAUGUGACGAAGUUAAACCACAUUGAGUUAACAGUUAUUUAAUUUAAUUGUUUUUGUCGUUGUACAGUUAUAUUAUUUUUAUAUAUUUUUAGUACGAACAUAAUUUAAUUUGCUGUUGUUGUAAAUGUGUUAUGUUUUUUUCUUCAUGCGUUUAAAAAGUGAGAGCACCUCUAUGGACAUUGCUAAUGUUACUAAUAAUUUAUAACAAAACACUAAUGACAUCACCCAAUGUGUGUAUCAUGUGAUUGUCUUCAAAUCCGAAGGGGUUGGAGUCUGAUAGAUGGUUUGGCUGAAUGGAGAUUUUCUUUGGUGUCUCUCUCUCACUGGCUGACGUGUCGGCCGAAGCCUCGCUAGAGCUGUAUCCCUUUGUCUUCCAGGCACGCUUCACUGUUCAUCCACAUCCUUUAGGCCGACGUGUCACACAGAUAAUGUUGCUAAACGUGGUAGCAGUCGUAGUGGAGAGGCAGAAGAAUGAACGAGCGAGAGAGAGAGAGGAAAUGUGUGGGGGAGAAAAACAGAGGAAGAAUACGACUGGGUGACGAAAGUGAAUUUUCAGAGGAAGAGAAAAAAGAAAGAGAGGAUGUGAUUGAAAGGCUCUUUGGUAUCUUUUGGAGGCCUGUGACAAUACAGAUUGACAAAAUUCAUGAAACCACUGAAGCUUUUGAGAUCUGGUCUAAAGAAAAGCGCGUUAGUGCCUUUUUGUUUCAACACAAGUGUCCUCCUGCGAGGACAAAGAAUAUUGCAUGUGGAUUGGCCACUUCACUUUAGAGUGAAGAAUAUGUUUUUAGGCGGAAAGCUGGUAGUCCAUAGGAAAGGUUAGAAGAAUGAGAAUUUCCUCCCUCUCUCCUGUUUUGUUUUUUGCCUAAUUAGUUUCUAUCGCUCCAGCUUGUACAUACCUGUACCUCAAGUGGCACCUCUGUUCUUUCCCUGACCAUGCUGUAUGACGUCUGAUGGAAUUACCAACAUAAUAUGGAUAUUAAUAACAAAGUGCUCAUGUGGACACAGUUA
Molecule: messenger RNA, 8613 nt
Organism: Clupea harengus (Atlantic herring)
Lineage: Eukaryota; Metazoa; Chordata; Actinopteri; Clupeiformes; Clupeidae
Gene: rusc2
Product: RUN and SH3 domain containing 2
Exons: 12
Coding region: 309-5477 (1722 amino acids)
Cellular component (GO): cytoplasmic vesicle
Molecular function (GO): protein binding
Source: RefSeq, a predicted model, not a curated record